UUACCUUUAACCAGUUUGUCCAAGACUAAGAGCCAUAUAUUUCUGGGGACAAGUGUAGGAAGGAGCUGGGAGGAACCGAGCGGAGGAAAAUUUUCCCCCAGUUCCUUUAUUCUUUUUGUGUGUGUGGGCGGCUUUUCUGGUGGGAUUUUUCUUCCCCCAAGGGAGUGAUUAAAUAUCUUUUUAAAAAAUUGUUGAUACUAUAUAACUGGUUGACUAAACCAGACAGGGAAACAUCGUCUACUACACAGGGGGGCGACAAGGGAAAAAUUGCCUCUCCUGGCGUUUAUAGUGUAAUUUUGGUAAAUUCUCUAUUUAUAAAAGGAAAAUAUUUAUUUUAUUAAAGAACGGGAAGAUGUCACUUGCACAAGAUUAUAGAAAAGCAAUGUCUCAAGCUGGCACGUCCCAGUUUCAAGAAGUCAUCCGACAAGAACUGGAAUAUUCAAUGAAAGUUGAACUUGACAAAAUACUUGCAACUGCACCUCAGAAUGAGCUUGAGCACACUAAAAAAGACCUUGAAGGGUUUAAGAAGCUAUUCCACAGAUUUUUGCAAGAAAAGGGACCUUCCGUGGACUGGGGGAAGAUUCAGAGACCUCCAGAAGAUUCUAUUCAGCCCUAUGAGAAGAUAAGGGCCAGGGGAUUGCCUGUUAACAUCACCUCAGUCUUGAACAAACUGGUUGUAGUGAAACUAAAUGGUGGCUUGGGCACUAGCAUGGGCUGUAAAGGCCCCAAAAGUCUUAUUGGCGUGCGGAAUGAAAACACCUUCUUGGACCUGACAGUUCAGCAGAUUGAGCAUCUAAACAAAACCUACAACACAGAUGUUCCUCUUGUUCUAAUGAACUCCUUUAACACUGAUGAAGACACGAAGAAAAUCUUGCAGAAGUACAGCCACAGUCGUGUGAAAAUAUAUACUUUUAAUCAAAGCAGGUAUCCUAGAAUUAAUAAAGAGUCUCUACUGCCAAUAGCCAAGGACGUAUCUUAUUCAGGGGAGAAUACUGAGGCGUGGUAUCCCCCAGGUCACGGCGAUAUCUACUCCAGUUUCUAUAACUCUGGUCUGCUUGACACACUUCUAGGAGAGGGGAAAGAGUACAUUUUUGUGUCCAAUAUAGAUAACUUGGGAGCAACUGUGGAUCUUUACAUUCUUAACCACCUUAUGAAUCCACCAAAUGGAAAAUGCUGUGAAUUUGUCAUGGAGGUCACAAAUAAAACCAGGGCAGAUGUUAAGGGUGGUACACUCACGCAAUAUGAUAACAAACUGAGACUGGUAGAAAUAGCUCAGGUUCCAAAAGCACAUGUUGAUGAAUUCAAGUCUGUGUCAAAAUUCAAAAUAUUCAAUACAAACAACUUGUGGAUUUCUUUGCCUGCAAUUAAACGACUGCAAGAGCAAAAUGCUAUUGAUAUGGAGAUCAUCGUUAAUCCAAAGACUUUGGAUGGAGGUUUAAAUGUUAUUCAGCUGGAGACUGCCGUUGGUGCUGCUGUUAAAAGUUUUGAGAAUUCUUUGGGGAUAAAUGUACCUCGUAGUCGUUUUCUGCCUGUCAAGACCACAUCAGAUCUCUUGCUUGUGAUGUCCAACCUGUAUAGCCUUAAUGCUGGAUCCUUAACUAUGAGCGAGAAACGUGAAUUUCCAACUGUACCUCUGGUCAAACUAGGAAGCUCUUUCACCAAGGUUCAAGAUUACCUGACUAGGUUUGAAAGUAUACCAGAUAUGCUUGAACUGGAUCAUCUCACGGUUUCGGGUGAUGUUACAUUUGGCAAGAAUGUUGCAUUAAAGGGAACAGUUAUCAUCAUUGCAAAUCACGGUGACCGGAUUGACAUCCCACCUGGAGCAGUAUUAGAGAACAAAAUUGUAUCUGGCAAUCUUAGGAUCCUGGACCACUGAGUUAAUGUUCAGUUUGUAGAUCCUGUUAAAACAACCAUAUGGUGGAAGAACUUGUAGGCAUUAAAAUAAGUGGCACACAAGGCCUAUGCUUUGUCACCUACUCACUGUACCCUGCAGUAUUAAUUUUUAAAUAGCUUUCUGUGCUUCUCUUUUAAACUGAACACAGUGCAAAGGAUGUGCAGCAGUUCUGUAGUUCAGUUAUUAUAACCUUUAAAGUGCAAUACUGUUGGUCUUGAGACAAGAUGGACAGAACUUCUCUAUAAGAAGUUGAGGUUUGCCUCUGAUAGUCAAUACUUUAUUUUUGCAGUUACAAAUAAUUCAAAAGCUGUGAAGCAACAGAUGGCUAGCUCCUUCAUGUAAUCUUUUUAUGAAGUGUAAAUGGCAGGUAUGAUGAUUAAAUGUUUCACUACUGCUACUAAGUGAAACAGAAUAUUAGAAAUUCUGUUUGUGUUCACAAAUCAUACUUAACCUAGUCACUUCACACCACUUAAGUUAAUAGUUAAGCUAUACUGUCAUAUCACAAAUGUAUUCCUAACAAACACUGAAAAGUAGGGUUGUCAUUAUUCCAGCUUGAGCACAAGAUCAUAAACUGUUUUAAAUUUAUCCAAAGAAUCUAAUAUUUUUUUAAAAUGCAUCUUGGUGUUUGUUUUCUGUUGCAUCCUUAAUCUGCCCUUAUUUGCAGUAAAAUGGAAAAAUCACAUGUUGACUGUACUUGUAUUAAUAUUGUUCAAUCAUGGUGUCCUGAUGUUCAUUCUUUCAAUUCUGUAGUAUUUACCUGUAAAACUUAUUUUAUAUGUUUUAGUAUAAGACUGAUAUGUAUCAUUAAAAAAGUUGGUCUUUAAAAACAA
Molecule: messenger RNA, 2724 nt
Organism: Gopherus flavomarginatus (Mexican gopher tortoise)
Lineage: Eukaryota; Metazoa; Chordata; Testudines; Testudinidae
Gene: UGP2
Product: UDP-glucose pyrophosphorylase 2
Exons: 10
Coding region: 353-1876 (507 amino acids)
Biological process (GO): glycogen metabolic process; UDP-alpha-D-glucose metabolic process
Cellular component (GO): cytoplasm
Molecular function (GO): UTP:glucose-1-phosphate uridylyltransferase activity
Source: RefSeq, a predicted model, not a curated record